UUUGGAUACGUCAUGAUUAUAGCUGUUAGGUUUCAUCGUUCAUGUGGUUCGACCUGAACGAAGGUAUAUAUACACAAUGUACGAAGGGACUCGCCUUCAACAGCAGCUUUAUCAUUACAGAUCCCAUUUCAACCUGAACUUCUUUCCCGGAGACUAGUUCCAGAUCAAGUCUAUCCGAUUUCAAUCACCGAUCUCCCGACACCAUGUCAUCCCCAACGGAGGUCCUUUUCCCAUCCUUCCACCUGAAGAUUUGUGGUGAACUCUACGCACCAGUAGACGGUUCCCCAGACCGCAAAGGUGCCGCCGUAGUAGUCAGCCACCCGAUGACCGGUGUGAAAGAGCAAACCUCAACCGACUACGCCAAAGCCCUGGCUAAGGCCGGCUUCUACGCCCUCACCUUCGACGCCGGCUACCAAGGUGAAAGCACCGGCGAGCCUCGCGGCCUCGAAGAUCCCCACCAGCGCGUCGAAGACAUCAAGGCAGCCGUCAGCUACCUGACAACACUGAAGGAUCAGGUGAACGCGUCACGGAUCGGAGUGUUGGGCAUCUGCGCCUCGGGCGGCUACACUUCGUACGCCGCUCAGUCUGACUCUCGCAUCCGUGCCCUGGCCACCGUUAGCGCUGCUUGCGUCGGUCGCAUGACACGCAACGGAGGCGUCCAUGAACACAACAAGGAGAAUGCCGAGGCUAUCGCCGGUGCCCUUCAGUAUGCCGGCCAGUGGCGGACCAACGUCGCUAAUGGUGCUCCUAGCGAGGCUCCCGCCAUGUUCGAUGCGACGAAUGUGCCGGACGAUGCGGAUCCAUUCUUCAAGGACGCUGCUGCGUACUAUGGAACGGACAGGGGGAAGCAUGAGCGCUCGAAUCAGAAAGUGCCUCCCGUCAGCUACGAUCUUAUGAUUCCCUAUGACUCAUUCAACUUCCAGCACAUCAUCUCGCCUAGACCGCUAUUGAUGAUCGCUGGUAGUGAGGCGCAGACGCUUCACUACAGUAAGACGGCAGUGGAGAUUGCGAAGGAGCCCAAGGAAUUGUUCGUUGUGAAGGGCAAGAACCAUUUCGACAUCUAUGAUGAUCUGAAUGAGUCUGGUCCUAAGCUGGUUGAUUUCUUUGGAAAGAACCUUCAAUAUACUUACCAACUGAGAUGGAUUACACGUGUUAAUGAUGAAUAUGGUUCAAUUAGCUUGUAUGUAGUUAACAUUCUCUUUUGAAGCUCAGACAUUCAAGAAGCACACCGAAAUCAACAUAGAGGUGAUUUGGAGUCCUGAUCAGUGAUCACAAUGCAUCGGCUACCAUACCUCUAGUGUUGCUGCAGAUUAGGACGGCGAUGAUCGAGUAAAGCAUGUCUUAGGCGAAAGCACCAUUUGGGAUGACGGGUGUGCCUUAAACCCUCAACGACAUACCCCCCCCCGGCUGGUGCAAGGGCAUUGUAAGUGUUUUAGGGAGAAAAAUAAGGCAUAUCCCCUUGGAACCUUUGAAUGCCUAAGGUAAUGAUUACGGACAUGGUAAAGUAACGAUGCAUUAAAGCUG
Messenger RNA from Aspergillus pseudotamarii, 1524 nucleotides. Its product is annotated as alpha/beta hydrolase. Gene Ontology annotation, molecular function: hydrolase activity. The coding region runs from base 204 to 1205 and encodes 333 amino acids. The record is from RefSeq and is a predicted model, not a curated record. The transcript is spliced from 2 exons. Lineage: Eukaryota; Fungi; Ascomycota; Eurotiomycetes; Eurotiales; Aspergillaceae.